AAACACGAUUUUAACUAUAAGAAGGACGACAAGACCGAUGUAUCAAAGCCCAUCAAGCAUAUCUCUCUUCACUCGUUCUGUUUCCCUUUCUGUCGAUCCGAGAUCGAAAGCCUGUGGCUUGUUUUUUUUUCAGAAUUUCUGACCUCCAAGGAAGAAUUGACGUCGUGUCCUUCAUUUGACUACUAUCAUUACUUACGCUCCCUAGCAACUCAUUCGAAAUGCGUGCUGCCUUCCUUAUCCUCUCGCUCGGUAUAGCCGUUUCCGCGCGUCCGAUGCGCCGUGAUGCCACUGCUCUGCAAAAUGGUCGAGAUGCUAUUUCUCUAAACGCCCAGUACAAGACAUUGUCCGCAACCUCUUCCUGCACGAGUGGCGAAAACUCCUGUGUUACCGGCAAGUUCGCUCAGUGUGUAAAUGGAAAAUUCGUCUUGCAAUCUUGCGCAACUGGUACCAUAUGUGCAGCUAUUCCUCUGGAUAGUCCAAGUACGGGAACACUUACCACUUGUACGACUCAAUCGGAUUUAGAUAAUCGUCUCGCUGCUACUGGUGCCACAGAUCCAUCGUCUAGCAGUUCUAGCAGCUCUAGUGGUACGACUGCUGCUGCUUCUUCAUCGGUGUCUAGCGCUACGGACAACGCUACGUCCAGUAGUUCUGCGAACACUACAUCUGGCAACACCACGAACAACUCUGCAUCUGGUAACCCUGCAACCGCAUCCAAUAACACAUCCACCUCCUCUGGGAGCACGGGUGCCACAGACAACUCUGCAUCCGGUAGCGCCGUUACCACAUCUAAUGGUAGUACGGGCUCCACGAGCACAGCGACCACCAUCGGCUCGCUCUCUUCUUCCGACAUUACAACCAAUGCCACUGAGAACAACCCUGAUGCUCAGUCAUCGCUCACUCUCGAUCCCCGUGUGAUCGCAACUGGAUUCCUAAACAACGGUCAAGAUGUCCAAGAAGCUGGCCAGGUGGCGUCGCUCACGUCUAACAACAAUUUCAUCAAUUAUUGUCUUACCCAGGGCAAUCUUCCUAUCACUAACGGUCUGCAAAUUACAACGGGAUCCUGUAAUCCUGCGCCCAUUGGUACCAUCCCUUCCGUUCAGAACAUGCCUUCGGCCAAAUUCGCGAACCCAGCUAACGGAGCCACCAUUGCCGCCAAUACCGAAUUCACAAUCACGAUGAACAUCAACAACCUCGACACUGGUAACUUUGUCAACGCAAACGAGAAUUAUUUUGCUGCUCCUCAGCAGCUCAGUGCACAAGGCCAGAUCAUUGGUCACACUCACGUCGUCAUCGAGGCGUUGUCGGAUUUGGCUCAGACCACACCGACUAACCCUCAACAGUUCGCGUUCUUCAAAGGUGUCAAUACAGCUGCUGUGAACGGUGCGGUGACUGCUGAUGUUACGUCGGGUGUCCCUGCUGGUGCAUACCGUCUGUGCUCCAUUAACUCUUCGUCGAAUCACCAGCCUGUAAUCGUGCCUAUUGCUCAACACGGUUCUCUUGAUGACUGUGUUUACUUCACUGCAUCUGGAGAUGGUGCAACUGCUUCUAAUGCAACUGCUGCUGCUGCCGGUACUGCUGCCGCUGGGACUGCUGCUACGGGGGCUUCAGCAGCCGAAAUUGCUAAGGGACAAGGUCAGAACAAGAACCAGGGUUCUCAGGCCCAAAGUCAAGCUGCUGUUGCCAAAGCUGGCAACGGCAAAGGCAAAAGGUCGAUUUCCCGUCUGUAGAAGUUACCGCGUUUUGAGUGGCGCUAUUUCUACUGUCUAACUUGAUCGUUGGUGCGUAGAGGACAAGUAUAGGCUUCAAGAUUUAUGACAUAUUUAUA
This is a messenger RNA of Lentinula edodes (shiitake mushroom), 1825 nucleotides long. RefSeq lists its product as uncharacterized. Bases 219 to 1727 code for a protein of 502 amino acids. NCBI's taxonomy places the organism in Eukaryota, Fungi, Basidiomycota, Agaricomycetes, Agaricales, Omphalotaceae. The transcript is spliced from 8 exons. The record is from RefSeq and is a predicted model, not a curated record.